CCCUUACCCUCACACCACUUCUCAUUCCUCGUCUAGCACACCAACCAUGGUUGCUACAAAACUCAUCCUCGGCUUCUUCCUCUGCCUCCUCCUCGGCACCACCGUCCUCGCCACCACCCGCUCUCCCCGCCUCAGCGGCCCCGAGUUCUGCAACCUCCGGAACCUCACCACCUUCCAACCCACCCAACGCCUCGAGUUCGAAGGCGGUUUCAUUGAAUCCUAUUGGAAUGUAAACGAUGAAGAGUACCAGUGUCUGGGAACGUACCCGUCUAGGAUGACGUUACAACACAACUCUCUUUUCCUUCCGAGCUUCCAACCAUUCCCCCGUCUGCUCUUCAUUGAACAAGGUGAAGGGCUUGUAGGAAUUCAACUUCCAGGAUGUGCUGAAACAUUUGACACCGGAGUACAACAGAUCUGGCAUCAACAUGAGCAGCAGCCACGAAGGAUGGAUCCCUCGGCAGACUCGCACCAGAAAGUACAUCGGUUCCGACAAGGAGACAUCAUUGCCAUUCCCGCAGGUGCUGUCUACUGGACUUACAAUGAUAGGAACCAACAAGUGGUGGCUGUCAUUGUUGACGACGUCAACAACCCCGCCAACCAGCUCGACUUGCAAGCUAAGAUAUCUUUCCUGGCUGGUGGAAUUUCAAGGAAGCACAUUCAAGGACUACAAAACAUUCAAAGACAACAAGGCAGAAAAAGAAGUCCCUUUGGUGGGCAGGAGGAAGUUGCCAAAGGCAAUGUCUACUCGGGUUUCGAUACCGAAUUACUCGCAGAGGCGUUUAACUGCGAACCAUACAUCGUGAGGGCAUUGCAGGAGUCCAGCAACCGUGGGGUUAUUGUCCAGGUACAGCAACAGAUGGAAUUCGUCACUCCGGACGAAGGACAAGAACAAAUGCGACAACGUAGAUCAAGAGGAGGACCAUCUAAUGGUGUCGAAGAAACGAUAUGCAGUGCUAAACUUGUGUUCAACUUGGAUAACCAAAGAGAGGCCGAUGUCUUCAACCGCCAAGCUGGAAAACUCAACAUGGUCAACGAACACAAACUGCCCAUUCUAUCUCUCAUGGACCUCAGUGCCGAGAAAGGAUACCUUCAACCGAAUGCGUUAGUCUCGCCACACUGGACAGUGAACAGCCACACAGUCGUCUAUGUGCUCAGCGGAGAUGCACAAGUUCAGGUGGUGUCUAACAACGGUGAAGCCGUGUUAAACGAGCAAGUCAGCAGAGGUGACAUUUUCCCAGUGCCGCAGUUCUUCGCCACAACAGCUCGGGCUGGACAAAACGGGUUAGAGUGGGUAGCAUUCAAGACCAACAGGGCUCCACUGAAGAGCCCAUUAGCAGGGUACACAUCGGUGUUCCGAGCCAUGCCGCUCGAAGUGAUCAGCUACUCGUAUCAGGUGUCACCGAGCCAGGCUCAGAGCUUGAAACUCAACAGGGAGACCGAGAGCAUACUGUUUUCUCCACAGAGCCAGUACUAGGCAAAGUAAAUGUACGAGAGCGAUGAGGCAGGCCACUAAACUAGAUUAAGUUGUCCUUUCGUUGUUUGUGUGUACGGGAAUAAAUCUGUAUGAAUAAGAAGUUCAGAUGUUAUGGUUUUGUAUGUAAA
Helianthus annuus (common sunflower) is the source of this 1602-nucleotide messenger RNA. Its product is annotated as 11S globulin seed storage protein 2-like. Gene Ontology annotation, molecular function: nutrient reservoir activity. NCBI's taxonomy places the organism in Eukaryota, Viridiplantae, Streptophyta, Magnoliopsida, Asterales, Asteraceae. The coding region runs from base 47 to 1474 and encodes 475 amino acids. The transcript has 4 exons. The record is from RefSeq and is a predicted model, not a curated record.